Drosophila subpulchrella is the source of this 1613-nucleotide messenger RNA. RefSeq names its product cytochrome P450 302a1, mitochondrial (gene dib). Lineage: Eukaryota; Metazoa; Arthropoda; Insecta; Diptera; Drosophilidae. The record is from RefSeq and is a predicted model, not a curated record. Gene Ontology annotation, molecular function: oxidoreductase activity, acting on paired donors, with incorporation or reduction of molecular oxygen; heme binding; iron ion binding. Bases 15 to 1484 code for a protein of 489 amino acids. The transcript is spliced from 4 exons.
AGAACCGAGGAAAAAUGCUGACCAAACUAUUGAAGAUUAGCUGCACUUCGAGGCAGUGCACCUUUGCCAAACCCUAUCAAGCGAUUCCUGGACCGCGAGGACCCUUCGGGAUGGGGAAUCUCUACAACUAUCUGCCCGGAAUCGGAUCCUAUUCCUGGCUGAAGUUGCACCAAGCCGGUCAGGAUAAGUAUCAGAAAUACGGCGCAAUCGUCAGGGAAACUAUUGUUCCCGGGCAGGAUAUCGUAUGGCUAUAUGAUCCCAAGGACAUCGCCACUCUACUCAACGAGCGGGAUUGUCCGCAAAGAAGGAGUCACCUAGCAUUGGCCCAAUAUCGCAGGAAUCGACCGGAAGUUUACAAGACCACCGGUUUGCUGCCCACCAAUGGUCCGGAGUGGUGGCGUCUACGUGCCCAGCUGCAAAAAGAACUGAGUGCCCCUAAAAGUGUGAGGAACUUCGUCUGCCAAGUGGAUGGCGUGACCAGGGAGUUCCUCAGAUUUCUACAAGAGACGCGAGAGGGAGAUGCCAUUGAUAUGCUGCCCAAACUCACCAGAUUGAAUUUAGAAUUAACCUGCCUGCUUACCUUUGGAGCACGUCUGGAGUCCUUUUCUCCCGAGGAACAAGAUCCUAAAUCCCGCUCCACCCUCCUGAUGGAUGCAGCGGAGACCACCAAUAGCUGUAUCCUGCCCACGGAUCAGGGUCUCCAGCUGUGGCGGUUCCUGGCGACACCUACCUUUCGAAAACUAAGCCAGGCCCAAUCCUACAUGGAGGGUGUGGCCCUAGAACUACUAGAAGAGAACAUAAAGAACGGUUCAGUGGGAUCCUCACUGAUCUCAGCUUAUCUGAAAAAUCCUGAACUUGAUCGCAGUGACGUGGUGGGCACGGCUGCAGAUUUGCUUUUAGCUGGCAUAGAUACCACAUCGUAUGCCUCGGCUUUCCUGCUCUAUCAUGUAGCCCGAAAUCCUGAGGUCCAGCAACGACUCUAUGAGGAAGCUAAGAGAGUGCUUCCAAAUCCCAAGGAUCAGCUAUCUAUGGAUGCCCUGAGGACCGAUAUCACUUAUACGAGGGCUGUCCUCAAGGAAUCUCUGCGCCUAAACCCCAUUGCAGUGGGAGUGGGCAGAAUUCUUAACCAGGAUGCGGUCUUCAGUGGUUACUUUGUUCCAAAAGGGACCACCGUGGUGACCCAGAACAUGGUGGCCUGUCGCCUGGAACAGCACUUUCAGGAUCCCCUGCGCUUCCAGCCAGAUCGUUGGCUCCAGCAUCGUAGUGCCCUUAAUCCCUACCUGGUACUGCCCUUCGGUCAUGGAAUGCGGGCCUGCAUCGCCCGUCGCAUGGCCGAGCAGAAUAUGCACAUUUUGCUUCUCAGGCUUCUGCGUGAAUACGAAUUAAUUUGGAGUGGAUCCGAUGAAGAGUUGGACGUCAAGACCCUGUUGAUAAAUAAACCUGAUGCUCCCGUUCUGAUCGAGUUGCGAUUGCGUAGCGAAUAAGUUGUAAAUAUAAGUCCCCAGAGGAACAAGACUGAGAGAUAACAGACUUUGAUCACUUUUAAAUAAUUCGUUUAUUAAUUAUAUUAAAUUAGUUUAUAAUUAUAUUUAGUGUAAAUUAUAUAUAACUAG